AUGCGAAACCUGUGGGUAAUUGCCUUUUCCGGAGAUGCGGAACAUGCUGCCGCAGAAGCGACUCCGCAUAUGAGGAUUAUCGAUUGCAAAUGUGAUCCAAGUGGAAGGCUUUCUCGUUAUGCUGGAGGUAUUAUUGAUGAUGAAAAAGAUAAGUGCAGGCAAUUCGAAGAUGGUUUGAAUGAUUCUAUCCGAAUGUCUGUGGCGGUCCUGCAACAUGAAAAGGUUUCCAAACUAGUUAUAGCUGCUCUUACUUGGGAAAGAAUUGACAAGGAACAAGCUAGUAGAAAUGAAAACAGGUUUCGAAAAGCUAAUUCAGAUUAUGGUAGUCCCUCCAAAAUGGGGAAGAAAGCUUCUGGUGCUUGUUUUAAUUGUGGGAGCUUCAAUCACAAAGUGAAGGAUUAUCCUAACCCUAAACCUAUUUCUUCUCCACGGAAUAGAGGUGCAAGAUCUAGAAAUACCCAAACAACAAGUGCAGGUGGAACUAAUCAAGCUAGUGGGUCAAGAGCUACAGCACGAGCUUAUGCUAUGAGACAGAGGGAUGACCAAGAUGGGGCAGACGUAGUUGUUGUUAAAUUUCACUUAUUUGGCUUAUGUGUUGUUACACUAUUUGAUCCAGCUUCUACACAUUCCUAUGUUUACUCAUCGCUUGUUUUUCCUGAAAAUGUGAAAUCUGUGAGACUUGAUUAUGGUGUGCUUGUCAAAAGUCCUUUGGGUCAUCAGGUUGUUUGUAAUCAGAUCUAUCGAGGUUGUCCCUUCGUGAUUCAAAAUCUAGUCUUCCCUGCUUAUUUGAUUGAAAUGCCUUUCCAAGACUAUGAUGUCAUCAUCGGUAUGGAUUGGCUUCACAGAUAUCAUGAAGUAGUUGAUUGUAGGUCAAAAUGUGUGACCUUUAAAGCUCCUACAUUUUCACACUUUGUUAUUCAAGGUGAAAGAUCACUAACAUCUAAUAUUAUAUUUGCAGUUGUGGCAAGAAAGAUGACUAGUCAGGGUUGUGAAGCUUAUCUUACCCAUAUAGUUUAUAUACUCCUAGAAAGUCCAAGCCUUAUAGAUAUACCAGUCGUAUGUGAAUUUCUUGAUGUUUUCUCUGAAAAUCUUCCUGGGUUGCCCCCGGAAAGGGAAGUUGAAUUUCCUAUAGAGAUUUAUUCCUAG
Molecule: messenger RNA, 1146 nt
Organism: Nicotiana tabacum (common tobacco)
Lineage: Eukaryota; Viridiplantae; Streptophyta; Magnoliopsida; Solanales; Solanaceae
Source: RefSeq, a predicted model, not a curated record